AUGGGAAGUUCUUCAAAAAGAGAAAUUUCAUCUCAAAGAGAUGAUUAUCGUAGACGUCGUUAUUCCUGGUCUUCAAGUUCAUCUUCAUCAACAAGUUCAUCGAAUUCAAAUCAUUCUCGAUAUGCAUCCAAAAUUCGCCAUUCAAAACGUAGAUCUUGUUACGUAAAAUCGUGCUGUAAGCAUACAAGCAGAUCUCGGUCGCCUUCUUAUAGUCCAUCACAUUAUCGUCGUACUCGAUAUUAUGGAACACGAGAAAAUCCACACAAAUCUCGUGUUAUUGGAGUUUUUGGUUUGAGCAACGACACAAAUGAAGCAAAAUUGAUGGAAGUUUUCUCAGCUUUUGGAGCCAUAGAGCAUGUUUCUAUUAUUUACGAUGCUAAAACUGGCAACUCUCGAGGUUUUGGAUUUGUCUACUAUCUUGAAGUUGAACACGCAACUGCAGCACGCACUUGCUCUAAUGGAUCCGUUUUGGAUGGAAGAAAAAUUCGCGUUGAUUACUCGAUCACAAAACGAGCUCAUACACCAACCCCAGGUGACAAACAUGUAUGA
This is a messenger RNA of Clunio marinus, 549 nucleotides long. The record is from the annotation of a GenBank genome assembly. Lineage: Eukaryota; Metazoa; Arthropoda; Insecta; Diptera; Chironomidae.